Messenger RNA from Mollisia scopiformis, 1581 nucleotides. Its product is annotated as fungal-specific transcription factor domain protein. Gene Ontology annotation, biological process: DNA-templated transcription. The record is from RefSeq and is a predicted model, not a curated record. The transcript is spliced from 3 exons. Bases 1 to 1581 code for a protein of 526 amino acids. Lineage: Eukaryota; Fungi; Ascomycota; Leotiomycetes; Helotiales; Mollisiaceae. Gene Ontology annotation, molecular function: zinc ion binding; DNA binding. Gene Ontology annotation, cellular component: nucleus.
AUGCGUCCUCACUCCCAUGGGGCCAAGUACGUCGGAAGCGUCCAUUGGGCGGCCGUACUGGACAGCAUUUCUGAUCUCAAGGACCACUAUGAAGCGGAAGAGGAGGCGAGGAUGCUAGCAACCGUUGAUGAUUUACCAUACGGCACCAGCAGCAGCAGUAGUCCCAAUCCUCGUCUAUUGUACCAACCGGUCCAAGCAACAAAAGCUGAUAUUCUAGCCUCAAUACCGGCUCGUCCUGCGGUGGACCGCAUGGUGGCACGAUACUUCAAUGCCCAAAACAAUGCGCCACUACCCGUGCUUCAUAGCAGCCACUUUCUCCGACAGUACGAGAGCUUCUGGCAGGACCCGAAUGCGGCGUCAAUGUUAUGGAUUGGCGUCUUAUUCAGCAUUAUGGCUCUCUCGAUGCAAUUACAGCAUUUGAUAGAGGACCCUCCAGAUCCUGAAACUUUGGCUCGCAUCCAUAUGUUUCGUGAGCGGACUAUCCACUGUCUUAUUCUAGGUCAAUUCACCUGGGGAAAAGAGUACGUGCUAGAGACCAUGAUCAACUACGUCGCCCUCGAGAUGCUUCUGUGUAAGGACGCUGAUAUUGGGCUGUGGCUUGUAUUGGGCAUACUUGUACAGCUCGCUCUAAGUUUGGGAUACCAUCGGGACGCUAGAAACUUUUCCAACGUAUCUCCAUUUGCCGGUGAGAUGAGACGGCGUGUCUGGGCUGUUAUCAUGCAAAUGGACCUACGGCUCUCAAGCCAGAUGGGCCUUCCGCGCCUCCUCAAAUUACAUCAAUGCGAUACCACCGAGCCUCGUAAUCUUCUAGAUACGGACUUCGACGAAUUUACCACUGAGCUGCCUCCAUCACGACCCGAGACCGAGGAAACACCCGUGCUCUAUAUCCUGGCGAAAAACCGAAUCGAUCAUAUAAGCGGACUCGUAAGUGACCUUCUCGCUAACACGCGUGAGCACUCAUAUGAAGAAGUCAUGGAGCUAGAUGGCAAAUUACAAGAGGCAGAAUCAUCAUUACCACCUAUCUUUCGAUGGCAGCCUCUUAGCCAAUCGUUUAUGGUACCACCACAAAUCGUUAUGCAUCGUGUGUGGCUCCAACUCGCAGUGCCACGGCUAACAAUUUGGCUCCACCGAAAGUAUCUUGCGGAAUACAAGUACUCGCAGGAUGCCUGCGUUCAGGCUGCUAUCAAGAUCCUCGAGUUCCAACAACUGUUAGACGAGGAAACGCGGCCAGAUGGUCUAUUGUAUCCGGUGCGUUGGAUGAUGACCACCUCUCUCGGGCAUUUCGUCUUCCUGCUAGGUAUGAGCAUACUCUGUUACUAUGUGCAACUGGCCAAAAUCAGACCCGACAUCUCUUUGAAUGAGGAAACAGGCACCAAGAUAUAUAAUCUACUGCGCAGUACCUAUCCUAUCUGGCUGCGAUCGAGCACAGUGUCUCGGGAGGCUCGACAGGCGGCCGAGCAUCUGAGUCUCCUGCUAGGACUACAGGGACGAAAGGAAGGCGGAAUUCAGGCUGCAGAAGAGGCUGUAGAUGGAUAUCACAAUGUCAUUCGAUCAGGUUACUUGGGACUCUUAUCAAGGUAA